This is a messenger RNA of Lathyrus oleraceus (garden pea), 2545 nucleotides long. RefSeq lists its product as uncharacterized. Bases 182 to 2389 code for a protein of 735 amino acids. NCBI's taxonomy places the organism in Eukaryota, Viridiplantae, Streptophyta, Magnoliopsida, Fabales, Fabaceae. The record is from RefSeq and is a predicted model, not a curated record. The transcript has 13 exons. Gene Ontology annotation, biological process: proteolysis. Gene Ontology annotation, molecular function: cysteine-type peptidase activity.
AUUACCCUACUUGAAUUGCUUGUACUUUAGUUGAUUACUUUACUGACUGAUUGAUACAUUGCUUGAUCUGUUUAAUGUCUAAUAAGCUGUUGUUUAUUUUAUAGGGUGUUCAUUUCCUUAGGACUCAAUUGAGGACUAUUGCUAACAAGCUUUGUUGACAUCCACAAUUAAAAGGAAAACCAUGGAUAAAAAAUGGAUGUCUGCCGAUCGAUUGUCGAAAGAGUACGAGAAUGGGGUAUUGGAAUUCGUUAAGUUUGCUGUUGAACAUGUCAAAGACCCCAGUCGAAUGAAAUGUCCUUGCUUGGGUUGUUGUUAUAUGGGUCGGGUUGACGCAGAUGGAUUGAAAUCGCAUUUACUGAUGCGUGGAAUUGAUCGAAGUUAUACGUGUUGGAUAUUUCAUGGUGAGAAAAUUAACGAGAAUGUUGAACAGAGGGAGAAAAGUAAUACGACCUAUGCUUCAUACGACAAAGACACGGAAACAUACGAUUGUGAUCGAGUUGAAGAGAUUGUAGAAGCACUGGAUGAAGAUCUUCAUGAUUGUCCUGAAAUGUUUGAGAGGAUGGUAAGCGAUGCAGAGAAACCGUUGUACAAAGGUUGCACUAAAUUCUCAAGACUUUCUGCGGUAUUAAAGUUGUACAACUUAAAGGCGGGCAAUGGAUGGUCGGAUAAAAGUUUCACAGAGUUGUUGGCCCUUAUGAGAGAAAUGCUACCGGAUGAUAAUGUUCUUCCUAAUCGAACCUAUGAGGCAAAAAAAAUGUUGUGCUUUAUUGAAAAGGGCGUGUUGGAUAUGGACGCUUUAGAGCAGUCUAUAUUAACAAAGGAGAAUAGUUCUGAAACAUCUCUUCCGGCACAUGUUUUGUGGAAGGAAGCCCGUGUCGGUAAGGAUGGAAAGAUUAAAGAAGACGUUCAACAAAUAUUUGAGAAAUGUGAGACUCUAUCUCAAUCUAUAGUUCCAUAUGAAGACACUGAUUGCAGGAGCAUACUGAGUCGAGCAUUAGAUGUUCCUGAGUAUUCUGGUCGGGUGAGGGGCAAGGGAUUUGGGAUCACUCAAAAAUCCUUGAAUAUUAAAAAACAAAAGACUCCUAGCAAUAAAGAACUGCAGCAAACUUUGGAAGCAUUAAAAGCUGAAGUUCUUGAAUUAAGAAAGGAAAGAGAAAGAGAUCGAGCAGCGGGUUUUAAAGAUACUAGUGACAAAGAUAGUAUCAAUUGUAAUUUUCAACCGACUAUUCCAGAGGGCAUUUCACCUUGUCACCUCUACUUAGCGAGACCGACUUAUCGGAUGGUUGGCAAGGGGAAAGUUCAUAACAAUUUGGGUGAAUUACUUCACACUAAACCGCUCCCUACUGGAUCUUUGAAAGUCUCGGUUGAUAUUGCUUUGGAGAAGGAUGCGUUAUUACCACAUCCUGACGAUGUUUCGGAUGCAACUUUAUUGGGAGAUGCCAUAGGUUCAUUUGUUGCAUGGCCGACAGACCUCAUUAUCGUAGGAUAUGAGACUCCCACAAAAUCCAAAGCAAAAGAUAAGGGGAUUGCGCGGGAAAUCGAGUCAGUUGCAUCGCAAAAAGAGAUUCCUGUUGCUAAGAAGACUGAAAUUUCCAAGAGGACCGGGGCUAAAAAGAAAAAUCCUUCCAAGUAUAGAGCGUGCCUCCAUACAUAUUUAGAAACGACAGAUAUUUCGGAUGGAUGUGUUCGUUUAAUACCUAUGGAUGGAGCUAUUUUUGGUUUUGAGUAUGCCGAGCCAUUGGGUAAAGAGGAUUUUGAUCAAAUUUUGUAUCAUACGCAAUUAAGCGUUGGUGUUAUCAACACAUACAUGAGGUAUUUAUAUGACAAAUUGAUGGGUCCGCGUGGGUUGGAGCAAAGAUUCUCAUUCUUAAAUCCCAUGAAAACGAACUUAACCGAAAUGAUAAGAAAACCAGAUGAAGUCAGGACGUAUGUAGUCGAGCGCUUUAUGGCCGACACAGAUAGAGAAAAGUUGUUCUUUUUACCGUUUAAUACCGGCGACGGUGGACAUUGGUUGUUGGUCGCGAUAAAUCCUUUUAAAGAAAUUGUGUAUUAUUUGGAUUCUUUACACAAUGAUUGGACAACAUACCCUGCUAUGAAGACGAUAGUUGACACCAUUAUACAAACUGUUCGAGCACAAAGAAAAAUUCAAGUACCAAAGAGAAAAGCCAAUAACAUUACAUGGAAUAGAGUGGAGUGUCCUCGACAGCGUAAUAAUAUAGAUUGUGGAUAUUACACGUUGAGGUUUAUGAAAGAAACUCUUCUUAUGGAUCGAACAGAUAUUCCAUCUGAUUACUUUGAUGAAUAUAGAUGUGCUUAUUACUCAAAAGAUCAGUUGGAUGAAAUUAAAGAGGAAUUGUGUCAAUUCAUUAUCGAGCUACAGGUUUUGUGAGGUUAUAUAGCAUAUUUAGAAGAUAGAACUAGAAUGUGUUGAAAUACAUUUUGAUUAGCAUUUUUGGAGGUUAUUAGAAAUGUGUAGAUUUUUUGUAAAGGCAAACAUUUUCAAGUAUAUAUAUAAAUACUCAAAAAACUGCUGAAAUUAGAAGUA